Messenger RNA from Trichobilharzia regenti, 3714 nucleotides. NCBI's taxonomy places the organism in Eukaryota, Metazoa, Platyhelminthes, Trematoda, Strigeidida, Schistosomatidae. The record is from the annotation of a GenBank genome assembly.
AUGGCAACUGAGUAUCCAUGUGGUCUGUUGGAAUCCCUGCGUAGCAUUCUUGAAAAAAGUAGCAGAAGUGAUGUGCAUAUGGUUUUUGAUGAGGUUCAUAGCUGUCUUCACACCCUCCUGCCAAAAACGACUUUGAAAUGCGAUGAAAUUGAAUCCGCAUACAAUUUGUAUAGCCUGCUUUUCAAUCUUUCAGCGGAUCUUGAUAGGUCAAAAACUCUUGGGGAGUAUGUAGACGACCUCAGUUGUGUUUUGUUUUCAAUGUCAACUGAGAAUUCUGGUCGGGAAAUGGAUAUUGUGAUGUCAGAUGAGUGUUGUCUGGCUAUUAUUUCGUCAUUGAGUUCGUUCUUCACAUCUAUGAAACUAAAUGAACUGAAAACUGUGUUUUUACCUGGAAACUUGCCGGUAGUUAGCCACAUAUGCUCCUUCCUGUUGAAUUUCGGUGAGCACUCCAAAAAUCGUGAAGUAUGUUACAACGCCCUCCACACUUUGUCAUUAUUAACACUUUCAGUGACUAAGUUUUGUGAUGAGGGCGUUGAAAGCUCAUUAGGUAGUCUCACCGAUUCAAUAAGAAGUUUUCUACCGGGAUUUUCUACAACAUUCUUUAGAAUCAUAACAACCGAUGACAAGAGAAGUUCCCGUAUUCGAGAGGCGGCUUUCAAUGCAUGGUCUUCCAUCCUGACUUCGGUCUUUCAAGAAUGUACUCAUGGACAAGAAAGGAAUUAUAUCAACAAACCAGAACUCGUUACUACAUCGGAAUGGAUUAAAACAACUGUAUUGCACUUAAAUGCUCUAGUUUCUAAAACUAUUGAUAGCAUCAUCCAUGUUCAUUUGGAGUUAGAUGUUAACAAAAAUAUUCGAUUGUCUACUGCUUUUGCUCAUUGGUUAGGUGUAUUAUUACUGAAAUGUCAUCGACUUAUAAAUCUUGAAGACAGUCAGCAUUUGAGAUAUACUGUAGUUUCUGGCCUGCUUACAUUAGCUUCACAAUCGUCGUCAAGUGUAUCAGUUACAAAUGAGAAUUCCAAACAAGAUGGUAGCUUUCUAGCUCAAAAGAUUUUAAGCGAAUAUACUACACUCAGCAAUGUGAAUACAAACUCAAUUAUGGAUCGAAAAUCACUUUCAAACCUUUUUGGUCAUAAAUUAAUAAGAAAAGUUGCCUUUGAUUCUCUGACAGAACAGACUAAUUGUCUUAUGAAUCAAUUAUUUAGCCUAUUAGAUGAAUCACAGUUGCAAAAACGAUGUAGAACAAUCCUUGGGCAUUUAAAUGUGCUUGAUCCAGAGGAUAUUCGUACUUUUGUUCAUUCAUCGGAAUCCUUUCAGCGUUUUUGUUUUGCUUUGGCCAAAUUUUUAACAUUCGAUUUAACUUCUGUGGAAUUAAAUGAACAUAGUUAUUUAUUACCAUUGAAUUAUUCUUCUAACAAUUCAGUUAACAAUAUACAAAAUAGUACCAUCAUACGAGCAUCGAAUUUAUUUCGGAAACCAUUUCAAUAUUUUCGUGACAAUUCAACACUGUUAUUGAUUCAAGCGAUAACUGGGAAGCUAGCCUCUCAAAGAGAAACAAUCGACUUAUUUCUGGAUACAUGUCGUGAUAUUAUGGAUACAAAUGAUCAUUCUUUUCAUGCUUCUUGCCUUUUACUUAUUGUAUAUGGUAUUGCGGGUUAUAUGAUCAAUGAUAAAAUAUCACUAAGUGAACGUAAAACCGUUUGCCUAAGCUUUAUGAGCUUAUACUUCGAUUCAGAGAUAUUAAAACUGCCUACUCAUCUGCAUGAAAAUACUGACAACACUGUUGAAAGCAACGAUGUGGAUAUCACCAAACAAAACACGUAUAAAUCAUGGCCAGCUAUAGAAUCUGUGAAGAAUGAAGAUUCAUCGAAGGCUAAAGAGAAAAAUCAAUUGAAAGAUAUUAAAAUAAAUUCGAUAUCUACAUGUUUGUUACUCGAAAUGUUUUGUACUGUAUCACAGAUAAAUCUUUUACCAAUAAAGACAAAUUCUUCAUCUAAUCAUCAUAAUCUGGACGAUGAACACUUUAAUGAAUGUUUACGUAUUGGUCUAUUGCCGACUGUAUCAUUGUUUCCACGUAACGAUUUAAUUGGUCAGACAGCUCGAGUUUGUUUAAAUCAAGUAGCAGUUAACUGUAAAUAUUCAAAUUUAAGCGAACUCAUUACAGACAAUGCAGAUUAUCUAGUUUCCAAUAUAACACUAGAUCUACAUCGUGUCAAUAUUUUGACGAUAUCAUCAAAUUCAUCAAAUGCCAACAGUUUAUCAUCUGGAAGAAAAGAUGAAACUCAACAAUUUCUCCUAUCAGCUUGUAAUGCUACAAAUACUUUAUUUGAAUAUUGUACAAUUGAUGUUUUGCCAAUUUUGAAACCAAUGGUUACUAAGAUGCUUUCAUCUUUGGAUCUUACCUAUGCGUACACUGCUGAACUGUUCCUUCCACCAUUCGCUCAAUUAAUGCAAACUUGUCGUAAAUGGAGUUGGCUGUUAGCAGGUCGGUGUAUAGAAGAAAUGAAUGAUAAUGGGCCAAUGGAUAAAUCAAUCGUACAAAGUGGUCAGGUGAAUAACUCCUGUCAGUAUAAUAAUAAUGAAUCAAUAUUAUCCAGCAUAUACCAGAAAACAAUUGACUUGAUAUCUGAGACCCGUCGUCUUCAUCAUAUUGAAUCGAUUGAUGAUGUUAGUCAAGAGAAGUCAAAUAAUGCGGAAAAUACUGACCGAAUAAAUGACUAUGAAAAGCCAGCGAUGCAAGAGGAUGAUGAAGCCGAUGAAAAUAAAAACCAAACAUUUCCUGAUCAUCUACAAAUAGUUGAAGAAGUUAUAUUACGAUGCAUACAUCUAAUGGCUGACGGAAAUCCUAGACUGCGCAUACUGUCAAUGAAUGUGAUUAAAGAGGGUUGUUUAGCCUUAGAAAGCGAAAGUGAUUUAUUACUGCCUAUUGUUCAUAAAAUAUGGGCUUCUUUAAUGAUGAGAUUUCGUGAUAGUCAUGCUAUAGUUGUUGAAAAAGCGUUUGACCUCUUAACCAUUUUAUCUAAAGUUGCUGGGAAUUUUAUUCGACAACGUGCAUCAUCUGAAAUUAUUCCACCAUUGGUGAUGUUUUUAACACGAAGUGCUUCUAUAAGUGCAUCGUCAUCUAUAUCGUACAAGUACUUGACAUCCCAUCGUGUACAAAAAUAUCUCUUACAUGAAUUAGGUUCACUUUGUAAACAAACUAAUAUAUCAUCUCAGUCAUUACAAUCGGUAAUCAAUGUCCUUGUCAAGUAUUUAGAUGAUUCACAACCAGAAGAACUACAAAAGGCAUCAAUAUUUAGCCUCGAAACCCUAUGGUCUCUUGAUCCUGGAUGUACAUGGAAUCUCCUGAUUAGUCAACUUAACGAAUCCGAAAUACAAAGUCUGUAUUCUGCGAGUUUAAUAAAACCGUUUAAAAUUAUACAAGUUUAUCACCAGUCACCAGAUUUACAAAAUGGGAAAAAUUUGAAAUUUAAAAAUAUUUCAACUUUUCUGCAUAAAGUUCAUGGAAUCUCUGAUUUCGCGUGUUCCUAUCAGGGCUUUAAAAACUUACAUCUACAGACAAUACACGAAUGGAUAGUAAAUUUUGCAAGUUAUAUUGCUUCAAUGAUGGUAGCUGCACAUCGUGUAGAGUGCGAGAGCCCAUACAUGAAACAGAAUGCCUUGGAUGUGUAUGCCCAAGAGAAUGGGCAGGAGAGCGAUGUGAGAAAAGGAUAA